GACCGAAUCAGCGUCCGCAAGAGUGACGCCGCCAGCGGAUGAUCGUCCAAGGCGAAAAGCAGGAGAGUUGUCCUCUCUCUUCCCCUGUUUAUCUAUCUACAUUCAGUCCAGAAUCUCUUUUCUUCCGGCCAUUUUGUCCUUGGAUGUGACACGCGCCGCAAGAUCAGUAUCCUUUCCAUACUCAACAACGUCCCAGAGAAUAUCCUCCGAGAAAGGAAGAUGCGACUUUCAUGAUCGUGCGGCGAGCUGGUCAGUCUGUAUCUACUUAUUUAUCUUCUUCAAAACAAUUUACGAAUUACUCCCAGUUCGUAAAUAAAUCAUUCCCUCUACGCAAACGCAAACGCGUACAUCAUGGCUUCACGAUUCCCCCACUCCAACCUCCAUCAGCGCGACCCCAGAGCAUCUUCUUCGCUCUUCGAUGCAUAUAAUGGCGCCUCUCGGCCUGCGAGUCGGUCGCCCCGUCCGGGUGGAUAUGGUGGUUACUCCGGUUCGGUCAGCGAUGGCUACACGGCCGGCGGAGCGCAAUCAGGCUUAGGCGGUGGUGGAUAUAGGGCUGCGACGCCGAAUUCGAAAGGACAAUAUUCAGACGCUGUUCUAUCGUCGCUUGAAUCGCAAAACGAAUCUGAGAUCGAGGGUAUUAGCGCAAAGGUCAAGAUGCUUAAGGAUAUCACCGUUGCCAUCGGCGAUGAAAUCCGGACAAGUUCCGCUCUAGCGGACAAGAUGAACGAAUCCUUCGAUAACACACGAGUCAAACUCCGCGGCACAAUGAACCGAAUGUUGCGCAUGGCAGAACGGACAGGCGUCGGCUGGCGCGUCUGGCUGCUUUUCUUCUUUGCCGUUUUCCUCCUCUUCGCCUACGUCUGGUUGUCCUGAGCGGCAUGUUAUCUCCGGAUUCUGUUCUCUCCAAAACCAUAUCUUCCAACGAUAUCGACUGUAUUGCUUGUCUUUCUUUCUUUCUUCAUAUGGAAUUUGAUGCGACUAGCACCAUGUUUGCAUGAUAUGGCGUUCCAGGUGCUUGGGGCAUGGAGUGAUGUUAUCGAUAUGGCUUUUUAACUAUCCUGAAACACAUAUUAAUACAUGUAGUUUAUAUAUAAUACAAUCCAUGCUAAAUUUGUGAGCUGCUCUGCUGCU
Molecule: messenger RNA, 1131 nt
Organism: Paecilomyces variotii
Lineage: Eukaryota; Fungi; Ascomycota; Eurotiomycetes; Eurotiales; Thermoascaceae
Product: putative SNARE complex subunit
Exons: 5
Coding region: 352-873 (173 amino acids)
Biological process (GO): endoplasmic reticulum to Golgi vesicle-mediated transport
Source: RefSeq, a predicted model, not a curated record